AUUUUUCUUUACUGUACAGGAGUUGCUAUACAAUGUAUCCUGAAAUGUUAAGUUUUCUCUUGAAAUGAGGCAGGACGAGGCACUUUUGUCGCGUGGAAAUAUUUUCCGUGCUUGUGUGUAUGCUGUAGUCUUUCUUGUUUUGUUAGAAAUAUCAAUAAGUGUAUCUUUUCUAAAACAAGGCACUUACAGAUUGUUAAAAUCAUACGAGGUUUUGAAAAAAUGGGAUAUUUCUCGUUUCACUCUGAUUUUGGCGGCGUCCCAAAAUGAAUGUGACUGGAUGGUGAAUGCUACCAUUAAAGACCUUCAGAGAAUUCUGGAGAGUGAGUGUCAACCAGUCAGGGUGUGUUCUAUAAGUCCUCCUGCUCUUGUGGGGCAACUAGAAACAUACAAAAGUGCACCACCCUAUGAAGAAUUGAUCAAACUGUUCCCUCUUGUCAAGCCAGGAGGCCGAUAUACUCCGUAUGAAUGUAUUUCCCGCGAGCGUGUGGCGAUCAUUAUUCCUUUUAGGGAUCGUGAGGAACACCUCAGGAUUUUACUUCAUAACCUACAUCCGAUUCUACAGAGACAACAGCUGGAUUAUGGGAUUUAUGUCAUAGAACAAAUCUCAGGCUUCAGAUCUGGAAAAACACCAUUUAAGAUGAUCAGCGGAGAUGUUGUUUCACUGGAUUAUCUACUGGAUAGACUUAUUGGGCAUAUAGUUGAAUAUCUGUCAUCAACAUUGAAG
Messenger RNA from Saccostrea cuccullata (small rock oyster), 724 nucleotides. Its product is annotated as beta-1,4-N-acetylgalactosaminyltransferase bre-4-like. The record is from RefSeq and is a predicted model, not a curated record. The transcript is spliced from 5 exons. The annotation marks the transcript as partial. Gene Ontology annotation, biological process: carbohydrate metabolic process. NCBI's taxonomy places the organism in Eukaryota, Metazoa, Mollusca, Bivalvia, Ostreida, Ostreidae. Gene Ontology annotation, molecular function: galactosyltransferase activity. Gene Ontology annotation, cellular component: Golgi apparatus.